AAAGGAGUGAUCAUAGUUUCCAUUGCGAGAAAUAAAGGUUGGAAUCAAACCCAGGCUGCAAUGGAAAAACUAGGAAAACCAAAAGCUAAUCGCUUGGUGUUUUUGACGUCCCCAUUUCAGGGCCACAUAAACCCAAUGCUACAACUAGCCACAAUCCUGCACUCAAAAGGCUUCUCCAUCACCAUCGUGCAUCUCCAGUUCAACUCUCCUAAUCCUUCAAAUCAUCCUCAAUUCACCUUCAAACCCAUAACCGAUAACUUAUCCGAAAGCAAAGUCCUGCAAGGAGAUAUCUUGGGUACCGUUAAGGCUCUUAACAAGAAUUGUCAAGUGCCCUUUGAGCUAUACAUGAAGCAAAUGACAGAGAAAGAGGAUUCAGAUGAUCGGAUUUCAUGUAUUGUUUAUGAUGGGCUUAUGUACUUUGCUCAUACUGUUGCUAAUAAUCUGAAGCUGCCGGGGAUUAUUGUUCGGACUAGUGCUGCUGCUGGCAUAUUCAAUUUUACCGUGUUUCCUCAUCCACACCAACAAGGCUAUAUUUCUCUUCUAGGGGAUUUGUUGGGCGACAUUAAGGUCCUUAACAAGAUUUGUCAACUGCCGUUUGAGCUAUGCAUGAACAAAAUGUUAGAAAAAGAGGAUAGAGAUAACCCGAUUUCAUGUGUUAUUUAUGACGUACUUAUGCACUGUGCUCAAACUGUUGCUAAUCGUCUGAAGCUGCCGGGGAUUGCUCUUCGGACUAGUGCUGCUGCUACCAUAUUAUCCUAUUUUGCUGUUUUUCCUAAUCCACUUGAAAAAGGCUUUGGUUCUCUUCUAGAUUCCAUGGCUGAAGAAUUUUCGACUGAGCUUCAGUCCCUCAAGCUUAAGGAGCUACAUGCCUCUAUAAAAACAGAGUAUCCUCCAGAUGCCGUGCUAGAGCUGAGAGCAAUCAUCACAAGCGCAAUUAAAGACUCGUCAGCUAUCAUUAUUAACACAAUGUCCUAUCUUGAACGGGAAGCACUGACAAAGAUUCAAGAUAUUUUCAAUGCUUCAAUAUUUCCCGUAGGCCCUUUCCACAAGCUAGCUCCAACAGUCUCUAAUUCACUGCUGCAGGAAGACAGAAGUUGCAUUUCUUGGCUUGACAAGCAAGCCCCAAAAUCUGUUCUCUAUGUAAGCUUUGGCAGCAUUGUUAGCAUGACUGAGGAUGAAUUACUCGAGGUAGCAUGGGGUCUAGCCAACAGUGAGCUGCCUUUCUUGUGGGUGCUUAGGCCUGGUUUGGUUCGUGGUUCAGAUUUGCUUGAGCCAUUGCCAGAAAUUUUCAAAAAAAGAGUAGAGGAGAGAGGCUGUAUUGUGGAAUGGGCACCCCAACAGGACUUGUUGGCACAUAGUGCAGUGGGAGGAUUUUGGACCCACUGUGGUUGGAAUUCAACAUUAGAGAGCAUUUGUGAAGGUGUUCCAAUGCUCUGCCGGCCAUUUUUUGGAGAUCAAUUUUUAAAUGUCAGGUAUGUGUGUCAUCUAUGGAGGGUAGGCCUUGAAUUGGAGGAGUUGGAGAGAGAGAAGAUAGUGAAAGCCAUAAGAAAGCUAAUGGUGGAUGGAGAAGGAGAGGAAGUGAGGCAGAGAGCUGUGGAAUUUAAGGAGAAAGCAAAGCUUUGUCAGAUAGAAGGUGGUUCUUCCUAUUGUUCCUUGAAUGAUUUGGCAGAACAUAUCUCGUCAUAUUGAGGAAUAUGGGAUUACUUUUCAAAUUGAUAGAUGGCUUAUAAUUUUUCACUCGGACAUGUAGUUAGACGAACUUCUUUACAACUUGCUCAUAAUUAUCUUUUAUUUCUCUCA
Molecule: messenger RNA, 1800 nt
Organism: Hevea brasiliensis (rubber tree)
Lineage: Eukaryota; Viridiplantae; Streptophyta; Magnoliopsida; Malpighiales; Euphorbiaceae
Product: UDP-glucose iridoid glucosyltransferase
Exons: 3
Coding region: 61-1689 (542 amino acids)
Molecular function (GO): UDP-glycosyltransferase activity
Source: RefSeq, a predicted model, not a curated record